GGUGGUUCGGCAUUCGGAAAAACUUCUGCCAGUUUCUGCUGGGGGUGGUACCGUGCCUGCAGGAGUACGGUAACAUAUCAUAUCACACGGAAAGUGCCGGCCAAACGCAACCCCUGGACACGGCGACCGCCCAGCUGGACGAGUUCGAAAAGUACGACAAAAAGGGCAAAAAGGCCGCCCUGAGCAAGAAGAACGAUCACCUCAAACCGGUGGUGCCGAUCAUCAGUAUUGAUCUGCCGGAUUAGCCAACCGAGGAGGGGAAGCUGAACUCAGACUCUGAUGUCAGGUCCCUACUGAUUUCGGUUUGCAACUACUUCCUACUUUCUUCUUAAGGCUAAACAGGCACAAAUUCUAGGGAAGGGAACAAACGACUCUACAUAAUCUAAGUUAUCGGAUCUGCUUGAAGCUGGUUGUAGCUUUGUGUGUAUAUUCCUUCCGAAAGGAGGCCGGGAGGAGACGCAGCUAUGGGCAAGAGUGGUCAACGCACUCGAAGCUUGUGUAUUAUGUGAUUGAUGGAAAACUCCUUGAUUCAUUUGAAUUUAAACUCGCCAUAUUAAUUUCAUUACUCAUAACCAUUUCAUAUCACCCGUCAUUGAUGGACUUGUUUCCCCCUGCUAGGAUAUAUAUUUCAUUCAUUAUUUUAUUCAAAUGAUCGGAUUGUUCUCCGAUGUAGUUUAUUUUAUCAGAUUGCCCAAUCGCUCUAUUUAUUCAACCACAUAAAUUUAAACGUGAAAUCAUUUCAUAUUCGCCAGUCAAGCCACUUCGCAGGGGUUGACGAUACCAAUUUGCGUGUAGAAUGCAAGCCAGAAAACUCUUAAAACAGUCAAUGUUUUGCUGUAGUUUAGUUAGGAAAUUAUCUGGAAUAAUGAAAUACAAAAAAACCUAUAAAUGCGUAUCGUAUCCGUAUACAAUAUACAUGUAUGAUCUAGAACAGAUCGUAUCGUUGUUGAAGCAUCUUGGUGACAAUACCUCGAAGUAGAGGGAGAUGUACUAAUAGUAGCAAAUACUUUGAAUAUACACAUAUACCGUAGCGCAGAAAAAAACGCUACGACAAAACAUGGACGGCGUAAAAAGUUUGUAGUCCAAUUCUUUUUUGUAAGUCGGUAUAAAAAUGUUGAGUACAUAUUCGAUAGAACAAGUUGCAGCGCAAAAGCAUUGUUUAAAUAAAUAAAACAGAGCACAAAUGGCAUAAGUAUGCGAAAUGUGAAUAGACAUUUGUAAAUAAAAUGAAAAAAUCCGAUUUCCACAA
Messenger RNA from Aedes albopictus (Asian tiger mosquito), 1249 nucleotides. RefSeq names its product transmembrane protein 185B-like. The record is from RefSeq and is a predicted model, not a curated record. NCBI's taxonomy places the organism in Eukaryota, Metazoa, Arthropoda, Insecta, Diptera, Culicidae.